AUGCGAAGACAAAUGAGGGUGAUCGCCGGAGGUUUUGUGAUUGAAGUGUUUGAGGCAGCAGUGAAGAGACUGCCUUAUGCAUUGCCGUUUGAGUAUUUUAACUACUCGAGCUCUGAUGGGAAGAGCACCGGAUCUUAUGAUCUCCUCGCUCGUCAAGUGGCGGAUAAAAAGUAUGAUGCGGUGGUGGCAGAUAUGACGAUUACAUCGAAUAGAUCAGAGUAUGUAGACUUCACGUUGCCGUAUACUGUUGCUGGAAUAUCGAUGGUGGUGCCGAUAAAGAACCAGAGGAGCAAGAAUGCGUGGAUCUUUGUCAAGCCAUUGACACCAGACUUAUGGCUUGUGAGCCUUGGUUUCUUCGUCUUCACAGGCUCUAUUAUAUGGGUGCUUGAACAUCGAAUCAAUCCAGAGUUUCGAGGUCCUCCGACAAACCAAAUUGGAACUAUCUUCUACUUCACCUUCUCAACUCUAGUAUUUGCUCACAGAGAGAACAUAGUGAGUAAUUUAGCGAGACUAGUGGUGAUCAUAUGGGUGUUUGUUGUGUUGAUCUUGCAAUCAAGUUACACUGCCAGCUUGACAUCAUUGCUGACAGUAGAGCAAUUUGAACCAAGUUACACCCAUAUCAGUGAGCUCAAAGACAAUGGAGAGCGUGUAGGAUCACCUCAAGAGUAUGCUGAAGCUUUGGCCAAGGGGAGCCGAAAUGGUGGAGUUGCAGCAAUUAUAGAUGAGAUUCCUUAUCUCAAAGUCUUCCUUAAAGAUCAUUGUGACAACUACACCAUGGCUGGCCAGACCUACAAAAACUAG
Messenger RNA from Dioscorea cayenensis subsp. rotundata (Guinea yam), 801 nucleotides. Its product is annotated as glutamate receptor 2.9-like. Lineage: Eukaryota; Viridiplantae; Streptophyta; Magnoliopsida; Dioscoreales; Dioscoreaceae. Gene Ontology annotation, cellular component: plasma membrane. Gene Ontology annotation, molecular function: glutamate-gated receptor activity. The record is from RefSeq and is a predicted model, not a curated record. The coding region runs from base 1 to 801 and encodes 266 amino acids. The transcript has 4 exons.